This is a messenger RNA of Sinocyclocheilus anshuiensis, 4849 nucleotides long. Its product is annotated as leucine-rich repeat-containing protein 9-like. NCBI's taxonomy places the organism in Eukaryota, Metazoa, Chordata, Actinopteri, Cypriniformes, Cyprinidae. The transcript has 33 exons. The coding region runs from base 347 to 4849 and encodes 1500 amino acids. Gene Ontology annotation, molecular function: protein binding. The record is from RefSeq and is a predicted model, not a curated record.
UGAUAUAGUUUUACGGGUGGAUGAUCCGGUGUUUUAGCACCAUCUGCUGGCGGACAACACAACACAUUCCAACAGGGCUUCCUUAGCACCGACGCGACGAGCCACGCUUCCUUAGCAACGGCCUGAUGUAAACAUUGCAGUGAGCAAAAUAAAAAGGAAAAUCAUAAGUGCGGCUCGGUACUGGAGUAUUGAUAUGUUUUCCCUGUUGAAAGGUAUGUUUACACUUAACAGGCAUCACGCAGCUGUUGAACUUUAUAGUGGAGAUUAGAUAAACUGAUUUGUUGUAGUGGUAAAUCAUGGAGUGUGAAGGAAUUUGACUUGGUCACCUGCUGGGCUCUGGACUAGUAUGCAGUUGGACAUACACAAACAGGGGAUCAUGACACAGAAUGAAAAGCAGAGACUAACUGGAGACGAAGAAAUUAUAAAAGAGCUGUGUGUGUCUAAUGGACUCUGCUAUGAGAAGGUGUGUCAGGAGGGGUGUGGUGAAAUGGUUCUGGAGAUGUUUUUCUCUGGUUUCCCGCGCAUGGUGGGCCUCUCUCUCUUUCCCAGACUGUCCAGUCUCACUAUUAUAGGCCAGAGCAUCAGCUCAAUCCAUGGUCUGGAGUAUUGCCCACUCCUCAAAGAAUUAUGGGUAGUGGAGUGCAAACUGAAUGAAAUCUGUGGCCUACAUAACUCUGUGCAUCUGCAGAAAUUAUUUCUGUACGACAACGACAUCCAGCAGAUCACAGAUCUAGAGAUGUUGGUUGACCUUCACAUUCUGUGGCUUAAUAAGAACCAGAUCUCUGACAUACAGGGAUUGAAUUCACUUGUAAGCCUUAAGGAGUUGAAUCUUGCUGAUAAUGCUAUUGAGACUCUUGGUCAUAGUUUGGAUCCCAACAUCAAUCUCCAAAAUCUAAACCUCUCAGGGAACAAAAUCAGUUCCUUCAAGGAACUGACCCAUCUGGCUCGGCUGCCCCGACUAAGACACCUGAGUCUGAAGGACCCUCAGUCCAUUCCAAACCCGCUGUGUCUGCUCUAUAAUUACUACAUACACGUCCUAUAUCACAUGCCACACCUGCAACGCCUGGACACAUAUGACAUAUCCAGCAAACAUCUCAAAGACACUGCAGAGUCUACAGUGCUGAAGAAAAUGAUGUAUUACACCAUGCGGGAACGUUGUGCGCUAAGACAGUUUGAUGACCUUAAAGCCAAGCUCAGGCAGCAGAGGAGAGACCAGAUACAACUACCAGAGGAGAGAAUACGAGUGCUAACACAUGUGUUUAGAAAUAUGGAAUGUGAGCUGUCCCAUGUACAGUCUGCUGGUAAGGGAGAUCCUGAAGACUUGACCUCUGACCUUCGUAAUGACCACAGCCAUGAGCAGAGACUGCAGCACAAACUGAAUGCUCUUAAAGACCGACUGAAGUUCUGGAAGCGGCACCUGGAGGAGGUAGAAGCAUGUCACCAACAUAAUGUGGCCUUGGCCUCAGAUAGAAGGGAUAUUACGGUGCACUUUUUGCUGUUGGAGCUGGAAACCGUGGGGAACAUUCGCUUUGAGGAGGGAAACACUGGCGAACCUUGGUUCACGUCAUGUUACGAUCUCUUGCUGUCUCGUUUCUGUGUGUGGGAUUAUAAACCUCACCACAUCACUGGCAUUAAAAUCAAUCGAAUCAUCCGUAUCCAUAACCGAGCCCUGCGGCAACGCUUCCAGGACAAAGUACACUCUCUGCUAUGCAGACAGGAACCUUCACCCUACUCACAGAACUAUAAAUGCUGCAUGGAGUAUCUGUUCUACGUGCCCGAUCCAGAACAUUCCUGUGAAAGCGUUGAGAUACUACAAACCCUAGAAAAUGGUUUUAAAACUGCUAAUGCAUAUAAGGCGUUAGGCAGAGAGAGAGCCGUCCCCCUCUCUAACAGUGUGAGUGUGUCUGAUCGACUGCGAAUGACAUUUAUGCAGAAGAAGAGUUGCUCAACAUCAGGAAGUAGCCCUGUAGACCGUCUUCCCUUCAGACAUGGUCAGUUGAUAAUUUCUAAAGUGUUCCUGGGCCGCAGUGCUGCAGCAAAGGAGGGUCUCCUAAUAGACUGUGAUCAUUACCCUAAAGCGAACUCUGUCUACCUCAGUACCUGCUCUAAAGAGCAAAAACACACAGCACAAACAGCCCCUGACUUGCUGGGUCUCUCCAGCCUGCCGGACAGCUGUGACUGUAGACAGCAACAGAAACUGUGGUACAUGUUUGACCAUGAAAUGGUCCUGCCAGAGUACCUUGUAGACUUUGAAUAUGUAACAAAGGACACAUCCCAGCCCUCUCCAGACUUCCCGUCCAGUUCUCAUACAUCCCCUGCUGAUGCCCCAUCUGUGUCUCUUGCUGAGCUGGACCUGGAUGAGGAGGCAUUAAAAAUGGAACCCAUCCUGAAGCCUCACCCCAAGCUGCUCAGUCUAGAUGAUCAAUCCAUACUGACAGUGGCCAGAGCAAACGUCCUCAGUCAGAUCACAGUACUGAAUCUACAUGGCAACAGUCUGAAUAAACUGCCUGAGAUUUCUCGACUAACGGCUCUAAAGCAUCUGACCCUCAGCUUCAAUGAGUUCACUCAUUUGGACGAUAUUUCACACAUGCCAAACCUGGAGUAUCUGGAUGUUAGUUUUAACCAUAUUUCCUCUCUGGAGGGUCUGCGUGGACUUGGUCGACUCAUAGAACUGGAUCUUCGCUGGAAUCAAUUGACCCGAAUCAGGGAUGACAUGAACAUUUUGCGUAAACGCACACCAGCCCUGCUCCGACUGGACACACGGCACAAUCCUUGGCACAGGAACGAGUGUGUGCGUAUGGUGGUUCUUGGUCUGUUGAAGACUCUCACUCAUUUGGAUGAUGUUUUAGUGAUGGAGGAGGAAGCAGGUGCUGCUAUUCAAGUGGCUGCCCAAUCUAGAAUCAACCAGGCAUCUCUGAUGACCCACUCUCGGACUGACAGUGAACGUCCCCGCAGUCUGAGUUUGCUCUCUUCUGCUCACCUGCUCACACAGAUCAGCCCAUCUCCAUGGAAACACUCACAAGAGCUUGAGUUAGGCUGGACCACCAAAAUCACCGCACUGAAUCUUGAUGGCCAGCGGUUGACCCGGCUCAGUAAUCUUGACCGACUAGUGAAUCUAUGCUGGGCUUCAUUUGACAAUAAUGAAUUAACCCGAAUUGAGGGUCUGGAAUACUGCCCCCUACUGGAGGAACUUUCUCUUAAUAACAACAGUAUCACCAGACUGGAAGGUUUGUGUGCUAUGCAUCGUCUGACUCGUCUGAGCAUUAACAGCAACCACCUACAGUGUUUAGACGGGGAUGUUUUGGACCAGCUACCCAACCUUCACUUCCUGUCUGUCGAGAACAACAUCAUCUCCUCUCUUCAUGGACUUCAAAGGUCACGGUCCUUAUUUGAGCUGUAUGUCGGCAACAAUGACAUCAGCACCACCCGAGACAUAUACCACUUAAAGGCACUGUCUAGUUUAAUUAUUCUGGAUCUAUACGGGAAUCCCCUAGUAAACAAACUCGAGAACUACAGGAUCUACAUGGUUUUCCAUCUGCCUUCACUCAAAGCACUGGAUGGAGUAGCCGUGGAAACGUGUGAAUCAGAAACUGCUAAAGACGUGUUUGGAGGGCGGCUCAAUGCAGAUAUGGUGGCUGAGAAGCUCGGCCAUACCAACCUCAGAGACCUGUCAGAGCUCAACCUGCAGUCCAGCUCAGUCAGGAUGGUGGAUCUUGCUCCUGCUGAUUUGUUCAGUAAUUUACGCAGUAUUAAUCUAGAACACAAUAACCUCACCUCAUUCAGCAGUCUCAUCUUCCUGCCCAACAUUAAGGUGUUGUCUCUGAACUAUAACCACAUUGAGUCAAUUCUGCCACGUCAAAAAGUUCAGAAUCACAUGAGCAACAAGCAGAUUCUCUAUCAUAAAGUCAGUUCCAGUGGAUAUGGGCAGCAAAACAGCAGGCCCAGCAGGGAGGGACCUACUGAUAAUCUGGAGCCUCUGAUGUCCAGUUUGGAGGUUUUGCAUUUAGGUUAUAAUGGUAUAUCCAACCUGAUCAAUCUACAGAUCAGCCGACUGACUAACCUCAGAGCACUGUUCCUACAAGGGAAUGAUAUCAGUCGGGUAGAUGGACUGGAUGGUUUGCGGGGACUGCGUGAGUUGGUUCUGGAUCGAAAUCGAAUUAAAUCUUUGAGUGAGAGCUCAUUCUGUGGACAGAGAGUUCUGCUGGAUUUGCACUUGGCAGAGAAUCGCAUCCGUGAACUGAACCACCUUCUGCCUCUCACUGAGCUCCGGAGACUGUUCUUAGACAUGAACAAAAUACAGGACAUUUUAGAGUUGGAGAAAUUGGAGGUGCUUCCUUCUCUAAUAGAACUGUCUGUAAUGGGCAACCCAGUGGCACGGCAAUCACUGCACAGGCCAGCAGUGGUACUGCAUUUGUCUACACUGCAGGUUCUGGAUGGCAUGACAGUCACCCUGGAAGAAAGAACUAGAGCAGAGCUUUUAAAUAAUGAAGCACAGGGUUCUAGUUCAGGUGGUGAAAUGACUUUACCCGGUUUGGUACCAUUGGUGGCCCGACCAGCUCCUUUAAGAGGUACAGGCAUACACACUCUCGUACCUGAUCAGCAAGAAGACACUCAUGAUACCAGCAGAUAUAAGAAGCAGAAGACAGUUGUCUCUCUCUUGCGUGGAGUUCAGAGUUACAUCAACUUCAGGCAGAUAAGAGGAUCUUCCAGCCACUACAUGACAGCGCUGCAGCAGACCGGAUAUAGAGUUCUCUCCACUUUCCCUAACACUGAUCCUGAGACCAGGUACCAGUGUCACAGUGUACCCAGACCUCCUCCUCCUCCUCCUCCUCCUCCUCCUCCUCUGUAA